Eruca vesicaria subsp. sativa (arugula) is the source of this 576-nucleotide messenger RNA. Lineage: Eukaryota; Viridiplantae; Streptophyta; Magnoliopsida; Brassicales; Brassicaceae. The record is from the annotation of a GenBank genome assembly.
GCCGCUCUGCGAAAGCAUUUUCGAUCCUAGUCUAAGAAAGAAAAAGAAUGUCGACUGUCGGAGAACUUGCUUGCAGCUACGCUGUUAUGAUCCUCGAGGACGAGGGUAUUGCUAUCACGGCCGACAAGAUCGCUACAUUGAUCAAAGCCGCUGGUGUUACUUGUGAGUCAUACUGGCCCAUGCUAUUCGCCAAGAUGGCUGACAAGCGUAACGUCACUGACCUCAUCAUGAAUGUUGGUGCUGGUGGCGGAGGUGGAGCUCCAGUUUCAGCUGCUGCCCCUGCUGCCGGUGGUGGUGCUGCGGCCGCUGCACCUGCUUCUGAAGAGAAGAAGAAGGAAGAAGUAGCAGAAGAGAGUGAUGGAGAUUUGGGUUUCGGCUUGUUCGACUAAGCAGCCAGCAAUUGCUUUUUAUUUUUCUUGUUUCGUAGUUGUUUGUUUAUCAAAUUUGAAGACCAUAUUUUGUUAGUUACUGCUUUGGUUUCGUCUGGCUAAAGAAUUGGAUUUUGACGUUUUCUUUAUCUUUUUCUUCGUUGAUUACAAUUCAAGAAAGAUAUUUAAGAUUUAUAAAGAGACCUGG